Tinamus guttatus (white-throated tinamou) is the source of this 632-nucleotide messenger RNA. Lineage: Eukaryota; Metazoa; Chordata; Aves; Tinamiformes; Tinamidae. The record is from RefSeq and is a predicted model, not a curated record.
AACCUCUGUUUUUCUCCCCCUCCUUUUUUUUUUUUUCCCCUCCCCAAUUCUUGAUUUUGUUCGUAGCCGCCUCGUCCUCGAUGCCUCUCUGAGCAGCAUCCAGUGAGCGAGCGGGAGAAGGCGAGACUGAGAGGCAAGAGAGAAGAUGAGGAUAACUGGCAGACAGCUGGUCUUGUUGUUUUCUGGCUUUUGGGGACUAGCAAUGGGAGCUUUUCCUAGCAGUGUGCAAAUAGGUGGUCUUUUCAUCAGGAACACGGAUCAGGAAUAUACUGCUUUUCGAUUAGCAAUUUUUCUUCAUAACACCAGCCCCAAUGCAUCUGAAGCACCUUUUAAUUUGGUUCCUCACGUAGACAACAUUGAAACAGCUAAUAGCUUCGCUGUAACAAAUGCCUUUUGCUCCCAGUAUUCUAGAGGAGUUUUUGCCAUUUUUGGACUGUACGAUAAGAGAUCCGUACACACCUUGACCUCAUUCUGCAGCGCCUUGCACAUUUCCCUCAUCACACCGAGUUUCCCCACAGAGGGUGAGAGCCAGUUCGUGCUGCAGCUGCGACCAUCCCUGCGGGGAGCCCUCCUGAGCUUGCUGGAUCAUUACGAGUGGAACCGCUUUGUCUUCCUCUAUGACACAGAUCGAG